Messenger RNA from Hyla sarda, 8184 nucleotides. RefSeq names its product mediator complex subunit 12L (gene MED12L). The coding region runs from base 392 to 6856 and encodes 2154 amino acids. Gene Ontology annotation, molecular function: beta-catenin binding; transcription coactivator activity. Lineage: Eukaryota; Metazoa; Chordata; Amphibia; Anura; Hylidae. The record is from RefSeq and is a predicted model, not a curated record. Gene Ontology annotation, biological process: regulation of transcription by RNA polymerase II. Gene Ontology annotation, cellular component: mediator complex. The transcript has 45 exons.
CUGUGCAGCUGGAAGAGCAAGUGUAUGGUGGUGCUUUGAUUAUGAGAGGAGCCAGGACUCUGCAAGCACUGCAGCACUCACUGGAUCCCUCCCAGAGCCUGCAGCACAGAACAGCUCUGUUCAUUGACCUGUUCUGAAUAUCAGCUGCAAGCCUUGUCAUCACUCUCCCAACCCCCUGAUGCACUAAAUAAGGGAUGAAAGCAAUAGCAGUCCUGGAGUGCCAGCAUCCUCGGCAUGUACCAUAUUACCGGUGACACCUACAAGUAACCUGACUAGGAGGUCUUCACACCACCAAGAGGCCGGAUACCGGUUCUACAUAGCCUGAGGCCAAGAUUUAAAGGGAACCUGUCCAGUCAUUCUGUUUCUUUCCAGCACAUUAUCAUGAAAGAUCAUGGCUGCUUUGGGAAUUCUUAGCUACGAACAAAGACCUCUAAAAAAACCUCGUCUUGGACCACCUGAUGUGUACCCACAGUACCCUAAGCAGAAAGAGGAUGAACUGACUGCAGCGAAUGUUAAACAAGGAUUCAGUAACCAACCAGCCUUUUCUGGAGAUGAGUAUGGAUCAGCCAGGAACAUUGUCAUUAACCCAUCAAAGAUUGGAGCAUACUUCAGUAGUAUUCUUGCUGAAAAGUUAAAACUGAACACCUUUCAAGACACUGGGAAGAAAAAGCCACAAAUUAAUGCCAAAGACAACUACUGGCUGGUGACGGCUCGUUCUCAGGGUGCUAUUCACAGCUGGUUUACUGAUCUAGCUGGUAACAAACACCUGACUGUUUUAGCUAAAAAGGUACCUAUACUUAGUAAGAAAGAAGAUAUAUUUGGCUACCUGGCCAAAUAUUCAGUGCCACUUUUACGUGCAGCCUGGCUGGUAAAGAUGACUUGUGCAUACUAUGCUGCUAUUUCAGAAGCUAAAAUAAAGAAACGUCAGUCGACUGAUCCAAACAUAGAAUGGACUCAGAUUUUAACAAAAUAUCUCCGAGAUCAACUGGUCAAAAUUGCUGAUUUUUAUCAUUCAACCUCUGGACAAUCCAACAGUUCCUUGGUGGUAACACAGGAUAUGGAACAGGCCUUAAAGCACUGGGAAUACAAUGAGAAAUUGGCAUUUUACAUGUUUCAGGAAGGUUUGCUUGAAAGGCAUGAAUACUUAACAUGGAUGCUGGAUGUUUUGGAAAAAGUCCAUCCACUGGAUGAUGAGCUCCUGAAAAUCUUAUUACCCCUGGUUUUGCAGCACUCUGAGGAAUUUGUACAGUCUGCGUAUUUGUCACGACGCCUUGCCUACUUCUGCUCCAGACGCCUUUCUGCACUGCUAAGUGAUUGCGCUAGUCCUGCCACUGUACAUACACCCAUUGUAAUGAUCGGGCCAAACAAUGCUUCUAUAUCUGCUCCAAGUCCUAGUACUGCAGGACCAGUUGCCAAUUCUGUCCAUCUGCCUUGUGCUGAUUUUCAGAUUUGUCCCCAACACCGUCCAUUAGUAUAUGGUCUUAGCUGCAUGUUACAAACUAUCACUCUCUGCUGUCCAAGUGCCUUGGUGUGGAACUAUUCCACAAACGAAAGUAAAAACACAAAUCCAGGUUCUCCACUGGAUCUUCUUCAGGUCGCCCCAUCCAGCCUGCCUAUGCCUGGUGCAAAUUCCCCAUUUAAUCAACAGGUUCGAGCUAAAAUUUAUGAAGUGGAACAACAGAUUAAACAAAGGGGUCAGGCUGUGGAAGUCCGAUGGUCAUUUGAUAAGUGCCAAGAAUCAGCUGCAGGUGUUACUAUUAGCAGAGUUUUGCACACAUUGGAAGUCUUAGAUCGGCAUUGUUUUGACAGAUUGGAUUCCAGUAACUCCUUGGAUACCUUGUAUUAUAAGAUAUUUUGCACAAAUCAAAAUAAGGACAGCCAGGAGGUGCCCCCUAGUGAUGAAGCUGUGGUCACAUUACUUUGCGAGUGGGCUGUUAGCUGCAAGCGGUCUGGAAAACACAGAGCCAUGGUGGUGGCUAAGCUUCUUGAAAAGAGACAGCUGGAGAUAGAGGCUGAGCGGUGUAGUGAGUCUGAGGUCUUGGAUGAGAAGGAAUCUAUCUCUUCUACUUCUCUUGCUGGAUCCAGCUUGCCCAUCUUCCAGAAUAUCUUACUGCGAUUUCUAGAUUCACAAGCUCCCUCUCUUCGUGACCCAAAUGAUGAACAUGAAAAAACUGAGUUUAUAAAUUUAGUUUUACUUUUCUGCGAGUUCAUCCGCCAUGAUAUAUUUUCUCAUGAUGCAUAUAUGUGUACUUUAAUAUCACGUGGGGAUUUGUCAGCCAGUAACCAAUCCCAUUCACCAAAUUUGGAACAUUUAGAUGAACAUUACACUAAAGAUCUCAGUGUCAAGCUGGAGGAACCAGGCUUGGGAGACCAAAUGGAAAUUGACUCAGGAACAGCCCACCUCUUUGAUGACAUUGAGAAAAAUGACUUCAAAACAGACUUUGGCUCAGAAUUUCCAAUAUUCUCCCCAGUAUCUGGAGACUGCCAUCAUUAUAACUCUCCAUCACUUCAUAGAAGAGUUUCUGCUUCCAGUGAAAAGUCAGUAAAACAAGAGAUCAUUUUCCCUUGCACGUACGAGCUUCUACGCCAUUUACAGUAUGCCACACACUUUCCCAUUCCUCUGGAAAUGUCAUCAAGUCAUGAAUGUAACCAGAGAAUGAUUCUACUAUAUGGAGUAGGACGAGAGCGAGAUGAGGCCAGACAUCAAGUACGGAAACUUACCAAAGAUCUCUUAAAGAUUCUAAAUACAAAUGGCACAAGUGAAUCCGCUGAUGAUGGGCAACGAAUGAAAAAAAGCAAGCAGGAAACAUUUCCAACUUUAGAAAGCACUUUUUCAAGGGUGCAGCACUUGUCCUACUUUGACCAGCAUCAUAUCACAUCCCAGAUCUCUUGUAAUGUGCUGGAACAGAUCACAAGCUUCGCUUCUGGGACUUCUUACCAUCUUCCUUUGGCUCACCAUGUCCAACUUAUAUUUGACUUAAUGGAACCGGCUCUCAACAUCAAUGGUCUUAUUGAUUUCGCUGUACAGCUUUUAAAUGAACUGAGUGUGGUGGAAGCAGAGUUACUGCUGAAGUCGUCCAGCCUGGCAGGAAGUUACACAACCCGUCUCUGUCUGUACAUUGUGGCCGUGCUCAGGCGAUAUCAUGCUUGUCUAAUUUUAAAUUCUGAUCAAACAGCACAAGUUUUUGAAGGGUUGUGUGGUGUAGUCAAGCACGUGGUCAAUCCAUCAGAAUGCUCCUCUCCAGAACGCUGUAUUUUGGCCUAUUUGUAUGACCUCUAUGUGUCAUGUAGUCACUUAAGGAGUAAAUUUGGAGAUCUAUUCAGUAGUGCUUGUUCAAAAGUAAAGCAGACGAUAUACAACAGUGUACAGCCCUCCAACUCUAAUGUUCUGUGGGAUCCAGACUUCAUGGCAGACUUUAUAGAGAACCCCUCUAUUCAUAAUAUUAAUCACAUGAUGCUGGGAAAGAUUCUCAGUGACAAUUCACCAAACCGAUACAGUUUUGUCUGCAAUGUCCUCAUGAAUGUUUGUAUGGGGCACCAAGAUGCUGAAAGGAUCAAUGAUAUCUCUAACCUGUGUGCUGAGCUGACCGCCUGCUGUACAAUAUUGAGCUCAGAAUGGCUGGGAGUUCUCAAGGCUCUGUGCUGCUCCUCCAACCAUGUGUGGGGCUUCAAUGAUUUACUUUGCAGUGUGGAUGUUAGUGACCUCUCAUUUCAUGACUCACUGGCCACUUUUGUUGCUGUUCUGAUAGCACGGCAUUGCUUUUCAUUGGAAGAUGUGGUCCAGCAUGUUGCUCUUCCAUCGCUACUGGCUGCAGAGCUUUUCAUUAUAGCUUGUGGGGACCCAGAUGCUGAACCAGGUGCCAGAAUGACAUGCCGCCUUCUUUUACAUCUCCUUAAAACACCCCAGAUCAGCACAUAUGGAGUGGCCAAUGGGAAACAUGCACCCGGAUUGUUAUCAUCUUGUAAUAGACAUCUUUUGGCAGCUGCUCAUAACAGCAUUGAAGUUGGAGCUGUAUUUGCAGUCCUCAAAGCAAUCCUGAUGCUGGGAGAUGCUGACAUUGGAAAUGGUAGUAUUAGCUCUUCUAGGCACAUUAAAGCUGAUAUACCAGAAGAAGCAGUAGAUGAGGGGAUGCCAGAGUCACAAACAACACCACAGUCAUCUGGAAAGCCAUUUGUCAUUGAGACAGCUAGUUUAAGCGAGUAUGCCAAGUAUGUUCUGAGAACAAUUUGCCAACAGGAAUGGGUUGGAGACCACUGUUUGAAAGAACCAGAGAGGCUAUGCACUGAUAAAGACCUCAUCCUUGAUCCUGUCCUCUCUAAUGAACAAGCACGGAAGCUUCUACAGCUGAUAUGUUAUCCUCAUGGAGUAAAUGAGUCAAUUGAAGGAGACAACAUCCAACGGCUCCAUAUUAAGCGUAUCCUACAGAACCUUGACCAGUGGACGCUCAGGCAGUCAUGGCUGGAGAUUCAGCUGAUGAUCAAGCAGUGCAUGAAGGAACCUGGCCCAAGUUCAGUGACUGAGAUGAAUGGACUCCUGGAUAAUAUUGCAAAGGCCACCAUAGAAGUGUUCCAGCAGUCCGCUGAACUAAACAGCAGCCCCAAUAAUCCAUUCAGCGGUCUCUUCAAUGCAAACUGUGCUGCACAUGCAGAGACAAACAGCACCAGACAUAAUGUGAAGUCAGCCCUCCUCAGCUCUUCUGAACGGAGAGGUGUGUGGCUUGUGGCCCCACUUAUCGCUAAACUACCUACCUCAGUCCAAGGCAGAGUGCUAAAAGCAGCAGGAGAAGAACUGGAGAAGGGGCAGCACUUGGGCUCAUCCUCAAAGAAAGAAAGAGAUAGGCAAAAACAAAAAAGCAUGUCUUUGCUGAGCCAGCACCCCUUCCUGUCCUUGGUACUCACCUGUUUAAAAGGCCAAGAUGAGCAGAGAGAAGGACUUCUGACAUCACUGCAAAACCAAGUCAAUCAGAUUCUGAGUAACUGGAGAGAAGAGAAGUACCAGGAUGAUGUGAAAGCUCGGCAGAUGAUGCAUGAAGCUCUUCAGCUGCGGCUUAAUUUGGUUGGCGGCAUGUUUGACACGGUGCAGAGGAGCACACAGUGGACGGCAGACUGGGCUGUUUUGCUUCUUCAGAUUAUUACUUCAGGGACAGUAGACAUACAGACAAACAAUGAAUUAUUCACAACUGUUCUUGAUAUGCUGGGUGUCCUCAUAAAUGGCACCCUCGCCUCUGAUCUCUCCAGUGUAUGUCAAGGAAGUUCAGAGGAGAACAAAAGGGCUUAUAUGAACCUGGUGAAAAAGCUUAAGAAAGAACUUGGUGAUAAACGGUCAGAGAGCAUUGAUAAAGUCCGGCAACUUUUACCAUUGCCAAAACAGACCUGUGAUGUCAUUACCUGUGAGCCAAUGGGAUCCCUUAUUGACACAAAAGGCAACAAAAUUGCCGGAUUUGACUCUAUUGACAAGAAACAGGGUCUUCAAGUUUCCACUAAACAGAAGGUGUCUCCUUGGGACUUAUUUGAAGGUCAUAAAAACCCAGCUCCUCUCUCCUGGUCCUGGUUUGGAACUGUUCGUGUUGAUAGGAAAGUGAUAAAAUAUGAAGAGCAGCAUCACCUUCUUCUUUACCACACUCAUCCAAAGCCCAAACCUCCAAGUUACUACCUUGAACCAUUGCCCCUUCCUCCAGAAGAAGAAGAUGAGGAAGAAGAACCUGCUACUCCAGGGUCUGUGGACCCAGAAGGGAAGGCAACAGACUUUUCUGAUCCCAGUAAAUCAGUAACUGAGGAAGAAAAGAAAUCCAAAGGCAGAAAGCGUAAGAGCAAGGCCAACCCACGGACAGAUGAAUAUCCCCCAAAUACUGCAUAUCGAGCACCACCUAAUUUUUCACCGCUGUCAUCUCAAAUGUUACAUCACAUGCCAGUCACUACAUGGAGUUACAAUAUUGCAGGACAGCCACAGGCAAACUUCUACUUGCAGAACCCAUCUGUCGUGUCAGUUGGCUCCAGAAUGGAUUCAGUGGGUUCAUUUCUUCCUACAAACACAAAGCAAGCCCUGACAAACAUGUUACAGAGACGUUCGGGCACAGUAAUGCAGCCGCCCUCCAUGCACGCCAUCAGCCCUCAACAGCAGCUUUUACAGCUGAAACUAUUGCAACAGCAGCAGCAACAACGGCUACUUCGGCAACAUGUACAAGCAAGAACACUUCAGCAGGGUCAAACAAUGGAACAGGCUGCUUUAUUUUCUCAGCAAAUACGACCUUCCCAAGCAUACCCAGGCAUUCAGCAAGCACAGCCAGUUCCACAUGGGUAUACAAUGUACAGUACUCAGGAACCAGUUCAGCAGCAUCAUGGUGGAAAUGUACUACUUACUCCCAACUAUAACCCAAGGGCAGCUACUGCAGCUCCUCUUAAUUCAGCUCUUAUGGAAAGGCUUCGGCAGAUACAGCAACAACCUUCAGGAUAUAUGCAACAAGGAGCUUCCUUCAUACAGCCAAUGGCAAGUAACCAGCGGUUUCCUCAUCAACCCUUGCAGCAGAACCCCUUGAUCGGAGGAGGCCUGGAACCAGUAGCUGCCCAGGUUCUACAGUCUAAUAUUAGCUCAGUGCCCUUGAAUCAGGAGCAGCUGAGACAGAGACAGCAGCAAAUUCGGCAGCAGAGACUUGUACAGCUACAACAACAGCAAAAUCAGCAAGCCAUGGGCCUUCAAGUAAUGCAAGCACAGCAGCCACUGUUCUCAAGACAAGGUUUACAGCAGACUCAACAACAACAGCAAACCGCUGCCUUAGUCAGGCAACUACAGAAACAGCUUUCAAGUAACCAGCCACAACAAACAAUGAAUUUAUAUGGAGAGCCUUCCAGUUUCUAAACUUUAAUGGAAAUAUAUGCUUUUUGUGUGCAUUUUUGAAAUUUUAUGUUAUAAUCCUUUUUCUUAUUCUGUUGGGUGUAUGGAUAGCCUCGCAGGAGGUAGUUUUUGGUAUUUGCUAAUGUUUUUCUUGGAGACCUGAAAAAAAAAAAAACAGUGGUCUGUGUUUUUUAUUAAUUUUGCUGCUAUGAAAAUAAGGACAUUGUGGAUAUGAGUAUACGACGUGUAAAAAAGACCAAACUACUGAGCUGAAAAUGACGACUUGGAUUUUUAACUUAAUAUGGGCUUCUACGUUGUAUUUAGUGGUAGAUUUUACUGUACCUUCUUAUGAAAGCCCAUAGAUGUUUCUUUACCUUAUGAACUUUUAGAGCCUCUUUAUAAUGUUUUCUGUGUUAUUGCAUUGCUCAUAUUUCCUGCAUUCUGCUGUUCAGAUUCAUUGGAGUAGUAUGGUGUGUAUACAUGACAAUUCCGUGUUGAAAAUGUAAAGCCAAUACUUAGCACUGAUAAAUGUGCGCUUCCUGAAAAUGGUAACACAAUAUAUUGCUUUACUGCUUAAAUUGUCUUUGUCUCAGGGAUCAUUCUGGACUAUUACUCAUGUGAAUAAACGUAGCACAUUUAUUUAGUUGGAGUAAUAUUCACGAGGUUGGAAAAAAGCCUCUUCCUUUUCACCAGAAACAGCACAAAUCUUGUCCAUGGACUGUGUUUAGUAGUGAAUGGGGCUAAGCUGCAGUACCAGAUACAGACAAUGGACAAGGGGGCACUGUUUCUAGAAUAAAACCAAACACUGUAUUUGGAAAAUAUACAACUCAUUUCAAGGACUUUUAAUUGCAUUUAUGACAAAAUGUUAGGAAAUUGAUAAUUUUGCAGGUUCGUAAUAUUUUAGAGUCCGCCUCACUGACUAUAGGCUGAAGAGUGGCAAUAGUUUGUGGUUAAAUGACAGAGCUCUUUCUAUAGAUUUAUAUAAAAUCAGUAGAAUGUAUAGUCAUAGAGGGUGGGUAGCCAGGACAAUUUUGAAAUGUUGCAGCUAAACGUAGACAACUUAGAUAUUUAUUAGCAUAGGCUUGUUAGAAAACUGCUUAAGGUGGAGCACCACUAUAAGGCUGGAUCCUAUGUUACAUUUGUUACCUCUGCUACACUCAGAUUGACUUAAUCUGCAGUAAAAAUCUCUGAAAAAUCCACAAAAUUGAGCAUGUGCUAUUUCUGCAGUGUGUGAGUCCACUUUUCUGCUACUGUAUUCCUCUGCACAUUGGGGGAAAGUUAUUAAAACCUGUCCAGAGGAAAAGUUUCCCAGUUUCCCAUAGCAACCAAUCAGAUCACUUCUUUUAUUUUUA